GUAAGGGAUAUAGCUUUCACGCCUUUGCUCUUCGCUUCUCUCUCUUUCUCUCUCUUUCUCUCCGGUGAUUCAUCUUCUCUCCUUGCUUCAAAAUCCUGGCAACUCCUCUUGCUCCUUUGCUAUACUGCUUUGUUUGCUGCUUGUUUGCAUAUGCGCGUUGUAUGUUCGCUGAGCAAUCCGAUCCUGGUUUUUACAGGAGAAAGAAAUGAAAGAAAAUGAUGUCUCCAUCAACUAAAAUUAUCGCGAGGCACCAGAAAACCUGCUGCUGCUGCUGCUGGUGGUGGUGGUAGAGAGAAGAGAAUCUCGGAGGAGGAUGCAGGGCUCGCAAAAUUCGCUUCUGGGGAUGAACAGCUUCAGGACCGAACCGGAACCCCACGUCGCUCAGCAGAGCCGCCGGGACAAGCUCCGGGUCCAGCACAUCGACCCGAUCCCCGAUCUCGUCCAGGUCCGGGACGUCUACGACCCGGCCUUGUUCUCAUCGUCGGCCCACAUACAAAAUUUACCGCUGGCCGGCGCCGAAACCUCGAUUACCAACCCGUCGCCGUCCAGCUUUCAUGAAGCGUCGGGCAAUCUCGCCCGUGCCGGUGAUCCCCGGGGCCCGUGCGUCUGGCGAGCGCAGCAGACGAGCUCCGAGUGGAUUGUUACGAGCCCGGCUCCGAUGACAGGCAGUUUGGCUUCGCCCGGUGCUUGCCACUUCAAGCCCGGCUUCUCCGGGUUUUACCAGGAGGCAUCCACGGAGCUUUCAAGCCAAGAGAACCACGAACAGCAGUGCGGGGACUUGCACUUUCCCUCUUCUCAAUUUCACCAUUCCACUCUCCAAGAGGUGGUCACUUCCGUGGGCGACCAUGGCCUGGAACUGCCCUCCGUUCGCGAGCCCGGUCAGCCGUGCUCGUGGGUCGAGAGUGGAAACGAAUUGCUGCUUCUGCCGAGCUACGGCGAGCAGCCGAACACGGUGUGGGUGAGCCGCCAGCCUCCGCAGUGGAAUGGGCAAGGAGGGUUUGCACGGGGCAAAGUUGAAGAGGGAUUUGCUACCGUUGGGAGUGAGGGUGGGGCGCAAGGUCUAUCGUUGACCCUCUCGUCGAACCCGGCGUCGGAGCUCCAUGUGGCUCAGCUGCAAGAGAGUUUUGGACUGCCGAGCUCGAGGGCGAGCGGAGCCGGGGAAUCCUGCCCGUACCCCAGGUUCUCGAUCGGUGAUAGAGGUUAUGGGGACUCGCUUCAAGGUACCGUCAGCUCGCCGGUGGCGGAUGCUCGUAGGGCCGCGGGGCCGCUCGGGCCUUUCACGGGAUACGCGACCAUUCUGAAGAGCUCCAAGUUCUUGAAGCCGGCUCAGCAGCUGCUGGAUGAAUUUUGUAGCGCUGUGAAGCAGUGUCAUGUGGGUGGCAGGUGUUGUGGGGCUGCGGGUGCCAAUUGUGAUGAUGUGGUGGCCGGCGAGAAAGAGAACAGCGCAAGGGGAGGGUGUUCGGCGGCGUCGUCGUCCACCUUUCAUAGUUCCUCGACGGAAGCUGGUGUGAGCGGCGAGGCGUCUCAAAUUCAUCGCCCCGAGAUGCAGCAGAAGAAAGCGAAGCUCUUGUACAUGCUCGAAGAGGUAUGCAGAAGGUACAAGCAGUACCACCAGCAAAUGCAAAUGGUGGUCUCCGCGUUCGAAUCUGUAGCAGGCCUCAGCUCUGCUACGCCCUACACUUCGUUAGCCCUCAGGGCUGUCUCGAAGCACUUCAGGUGCAUAAAAAAUGCUAUAUCUGAUCAGCUCCGGCACAUCAGCAAAGUGCUGGGAGAGGAGUUCAUCAAAUCACCGAGUUCCAGUAGAGGUGAAGCAACGAUGUCCCCGAAGCUAAAAUACGUCGACCAGAGCCUCCGGAAACAAAAGGCAGGUGAGAACAGCUUAGGCUUUAUGGAUCGGAACCAGCCGGUGUGGAGACCUCAGAGAGGCCUACCUGAGCGUGCUGUGGCUGUUUUGAGGGCCUGGUUGUUCGACCAUUUCCUUCAUCCGUAUCCGACUGAUACGGACAAGCACAUGUUAGCGACCCAAACUGGCCUGUCACGGAACCAGGUCUCCAACUGGUUCAUUAAUGCCCGGGUGCGACUAUGGAAGCCUAUGGUGGAAGAGAUCCACAUGCUUGAAACCAAAGGGAUGAACGGGAAUGGACCUCAACUCCGGCAACAACAGAAACAGUGCUACUACUAAGCCACCCAUGGAUGAAGUAGGGCGGCCUUCUA
Molecule: messenger RNA, 2214 nt
Organism: Phoenix dactylifera (date palm)
Lineage: Eukaryota; Viridiplantae; Streptophyta; Magnoliopsida; Arecales; Arecaceae
Biological process (GO): regulation of DNA-templated transcription
Molecular function (GO): DNA binding
Source: RefSeq, a predicted model, not a curated record